GGAGGUGGGAAUUAAGAUGAGAAAGCCAAGUCUCCCCAUGGAAAAGAAAUUGUGUUGUGUAUGUGGAGACUUCAUUGUAAACUGAAAAGAGUUUUUGGCCAUGGAAGUCAAUACCCUGGUGAAGAUGUUCUUGUCACUUGCUUUAGUUGCUGUAGUAGGAUUGUUUGUACGUUUGUACAAUUCGCUGGUGGCGAAGCCGGGGAGGCUCCGAUCAAUGCUGAGGAAGCAGGGGAUCAAUGGGCCGCCGCCAACCAUUCUACUUGGGAACUUAAGGGAGGUCAUGAAGGCCCGAAAUGGCCCUCAAAAGGCUCCGGCCGCCAGCGCUGAACCCCCCGUUGACCACAACUGUGCCGCAGUUAUCUUUCCCUUCUUUGAGCAAUGGAGGAACCAAUACGGUCAAGUGUUUAUGUUUUCACUUGGUGGUACACAAAUCCUACAUGUGAAUGAACCUGAUACAGUGAGAGAGAUAACCACAUGCACAUCCUUGGACUUGGGGAAGCCUUCAUAUCAACACAAAGAGCAUGGUGCUUUGCUUGGCCAGGGAAUACUAACUUCUAAUGGAGCUGUUUGGGCUCAUCAGAGAAAAAUCCUUGCUCCUGAACUGUACAUGGAGAAGGUUAAGGGAAUGAUGAAUCUUAUAACAGAGUCCACAAUCGCACUAUUAAACUCAUGGAAUAGUAGAAUUGAAACUGAAGGUGGAGUCGCGGACAUAAAAAUCGACCAGGACAUGAGAAGCUUCUCAGGAGAUGUAAUAUCGAGAGCUUGUUUUGGGAGCAACUUUUCCAAGGGUGGAGAGAUUUUUAAGAAGCUUAGAGCUCUUCAAGAAGCUUCAUCCAAGAAAUUUCUGUCUAUGGGGAUCCCUGGCACUAGGCAUCUUCCUACCAAGAGCAAUAGGGAAGCAUGGGCAUUGGAAAAGGAGGUCCGCACAUUGAUCCUCGACGUAGUGAAAGAGAGGAAGAAAAUUGGAUAUGAGAAGGACCUAUUGCAAAUGGUUCUUGAAGGUGCUGAGAAUAGUGACCUGAGCCAAGAUGAAAUUGAUCGAUUCAUUGUUGACAACUGCAAGAACAUAUACUUGGCUGGGUAUGAGACCACAGCAGUUUCAGCAACAUGGUGCCUUAUGCUUUUGGCUGCAAAUCAAGAAUGGCAAGCCCGUGUUCGCGCUGAGGUUGUUGAAGUUUGCGGAGGGAAAAUCCCGAAUGCUGAUAUGAUUCGAAAGAUGAAACAGCUAACAAUGGUGAUUAAUGAAUCCUUGCGCCUUUAUCCUCCUGUAUCUGUGGUCUCAAGAGAGGCCUUGAAGGACGUGAAAUUCGGAAACAUACAAAUCCCACAGGGUUUCAACCUCUGGACCCUAGUGGUGACAUUGCACACUGACCCUAAAAUUUGGGGUACUGAUGCCUGUAAGUUCAAUCCAGACAGGUUUGUGAAUGGCAUCACUGGUGCAUGCAAGCUCCCCCACUUGUACAUGCCAUUUGGGGUCGGACCCCGGGUGUGUCUUGGACAGUAUCUGGCCAUGGUUGAACUCAAGACACUGAUUGCUCUCAUUCUGUCCAACUUCUCCUUCUCCCUCUCACCCAAGUACGUCCAUACACCGGCCCUUCAUAUGGUUAUAGAGCCCAAAUAUGGAGUAAAUCUCCUGGUGAAGAAGCUGUGAGCUUGUGAGAUUGAAGUGAAGCUAUUGAUUUUCCAAUUUCAAGCCUAGAUAUUGUUGUCUCCAUUUCUUGUUCCAGUGUUUGUUUUAGUUGGUGUAUACUUAUUCAGAAAGAAGAAAAUAAAAAAGGAUAUAAAUUUCUUGUUCUUCAAAAUUGGUUGUUAAAAAUAUUUUUUUAGCUCCUGUUACAAUAUCAAUCAAUUACAGUUACAAAGGUCUAUCCUUAUUUUAUUAUUAUUCUGUAGUUUAAAGUUUAAACCACACAAGGUGGUGCUAAGGAACAUGCCUAGAGGAAAAUGGAGACCACAAUUGGCAGAGCAGCUAAUAUUUGAAUGGGGUGAGUCAAAGUAGAUGGUAAACUCCAAGAGCUUCCCAAGAUAAAUCUGCUCACAAGAGUCUUGGACCAAAAACUAAAUGUCAGAUUUUUGGCUUAUGCAAUUCGUUGAACAAAUAGAGGGCCGAUAGGGAGUCAAUUGCCAUACCAGAAAAAUGUAGAACUUGCAGCUGGUUUGACUUGAAUUUUUUUUCUCCAUGCUGAAGCUUUGAAGCUUCAACUUUGUGAAGUUAAUUUAUGUGUGUGUG
Molecule: messenger RNA, 2230 nt
Organism: Cornus florida
Lineage: Eukaryota; Viridiplantae; Streptophyta; Magnoliopsida; Cornales; Cornaceae
Product: cytochrome P450 714C2-like
Exons: 5
Coding region: 101-1651 (516 amino acids)
Molecular function (GO): oxidoreductase activity, acting on paired donors, with incorporation or reduction of molecular oxygen; monooxygenase activity; iron ion binding
Source: RefSeq, a predicted model, not a curated record